This is a messenger RNA of Sitodiplosis mosellana (orange wheat blossom midge), 1976 nucleotides long. RefSeq names its product zinc finger protein 569-like. The record is from RefSeq and is a predicted model, not a curated record. NCBI's taxonomy places the organism in Eukaryota, Metazoa, Arthropoda, Insecta, Diptera, Cecidomyiidae. The coding region runs from base 180 to 1412 and encodes 410 amino acids. Gene Ontology annotation, cellular component: nucleus. The transcript has 5 exons.
GUCACUUUAUUAAUAUCGCCGAGUAGAAAGUUAACACAACCUUGUUCUAAAGCAAAACAUUUAUUUCUGUUGAAUAAGUUUGGAAAAUAAGUGAAAGAUUUUGAAAAAUCUCUUCUGAUCUCUUCAAAGUGUGUAAAUCUCCAAAGGUACAACCUUCUGAUUGGCUAAAAUUCGAUGCAAUGGAUGUGAUUUGUUAUGUUUGCAAUGAGGAAACGAGGGAUUGGCAUCGAAAUCUGGUUGAAACUAAAUCAAAGCACACUAAAACACCAAUUGUUACGUUCAUUGUUCAGUUUCUGGACGACUAUGUUUCACAGCGCAAUGUAAGAGACGAGUCACACUGCAUUUGUUCAGAAUGUUUGCGUCGAAUUUACACGUACGAUUGGAUGUGUUUGAAGGUGAAAGAGCAGGAAAAGGAAUUUCGAACAUUGAUUCUGAAGAGUGAAACAAGUUUUACGAGCAAUCAGAUCAAAAGUGAAUUCGAAUUUGUUAAUCCAACAGAAAUGGUCCAAGUGGAUUACGAUCAAGAAGAUUAUGAUGAUAUUAAGACCGAGUCAAUGAAUGCAGAUGAUAGCCCUGAUGACAUUGUGACAAUUGAAGAGAUAAAAAUUGAUCCGGAUACUGUUGGUGAAAGUAUACCAGAUGACGAUGACGACGAUUGUGAUGAUGAUGACGAUUUUAGCGAUGAUGAUGAUAAUGCUGUCGAUUCAGAUGAGGAAUUCGUUCCCAAAGUCAGCUCAAUGCAAAAGAAACAACCAAAAAAGGCACCGGUAUCAACAACUGCUUCGAAUAAUUGUUUGAAUUCGAAAAUUUGCGAAAUUUGCGGCGAAAAAUUGAAACACGAGACAACGAUUAGGUCCCAUAUAAAAAUUCACACAAAAUCCCCUGGAAUGUUUACGUGUCACGUCUGCCUGUAUGAAAUAAGUGAUAAGGAAAAGGAUAAAUUCAAGGAUCAUGUGAGAAAGCAUACAAAAAUCGCAUCCAAACAGUGUGUCAUUUGCAAUGAAGGAGGAACGGAGAAUUUUGACUUGAAACAUCAUGUCCGGAGCCAGCACAACACUACCUUGUCUUGUGAUACGUGUGGUAAAUCAUUCGUGUACGCUUCGGUACUGCGGUUACAUUUGCGGUCACACAUUGAAAACCUACCAGAAAAGUGCGAGCAUUGCAAAAAAUCAUUCCCGGACAAAAUUACUUUGGAAGAGCAUAUGAAGACUCAUGUCCAAGCGGUGUGCACAUUUUGUGGUAAAAAAUUCACACGGAAACAAAAAUGUAAAAAACAUGAACUACGACACACAAAUGAGUCAAAAAAGUUCAAGUGUUCACUUUGUCCGGCUGCUCUCGAUACCGAACGCGGAUUGAAGUUGCAUUCACUUCGGAAGCAUGGUGGAGAUAAGGACUUAAAUCAUAAGGAGUGAUAGGAAAGGUGCUUCCAUCACUAUGACGAAGCUCGUAUAACAAGAAAAUAGGCAUGUGCCUGCAUGGUCUACUGACCAUUGAAUAAAUAAAAUAAAUAUAAAAUGUGGAAUUGAACAAAAUAUCAUAUCGAUUGAAACGAAAAAUCGAAGAAAAAAAAAACAAAAGAGAAGAUUACACAGUCAAAAAUAAAUGUCCACAUUUAGGCGAAAUUUCGACUGGUAGAGGCGCCCAGUCCUAUAUUUUGCCUAGAAAACGGAGUUUCAGACGAAAUACCGAUUAGAUUAUAAGCAGAAUUUCGCCUGCAGCUCAAAUUACUAACAGAAAUAUCGGCUGAAUGCGUCUUCAGCUGAAAAAACGCUCAGGUGUAGACUUUUAUUUUUUGCUGUGUAGAGUCGAUUGAAAAUAAUAACGAAAAGCUGUCAAAAAAUCUUUAUAAGUGUGAAAAAUGUCUAAAAGAGUAAUUAACUAAUAGAGACCAAUUCUAUUAGUAGAUGUAAAAGAACGCAAGUUUGUCCAACUUCGUAGCAAUAAAGAGAAGUAUGUAUCAUUGCAACUAAUAAUGG